Brachypodium distachyon (stiff brome) is the source of this 1282-nucleotide messenger RNA. RefSeq lists its product as uncharacterized. NCBI's taxonomy places the organism in Eukaryota, Viridiplantae, Streptophyta, Magnoliopsida, Poales, Poaceae. Bases 177 to 1049 code for a protein of 290 amino acids. The record is from RefSeq and is a predicted model, not a curated record. The transcript is spliced from 2 exons.
UGCGGCCUCGGCAGCCACUCAAGAGAAAGAAAGCAGCCGCUGCAAGCUUCUACAUGGAACCACCGCAGCUCGUGCGAGAAGAAGACAAGCGGCGGUAGGCGUCAAAAUCAGUCGGGGAAGAAGAUAAAAGAAUCGAGGGGGGAACGAACGAGAGCAGGAAGGACACCCAGCGAGCCAUGGCCUUCCUCCUCCCCAAGCUCGCCACGCCGUCGUCCUGCAGAUCGCCCCCCAAUCCGCUCAAACCCCAGCUCGUCCUGCCCAGCCACGGCGGCGGCGGCGCCAAGCUCCACGGGGGUUCUGGGUCGGCGCAGGCCGCCGCGGCGCCGAGCCACCUCAACCUCAACCUCCCGCUCCUCCUCAGCGCCUCGCAGCAAGAUGCCCCCGUCGUCCCUACGGCCAAGUCCACGGAAACCAAGAGCCGGAGCGUCAGCAGCGGCGGCGGGGACCCGCGGAGGUCGGAGUUCUACCUCAACCUCGGGAUGGCGGUGCGCACGCUGCGGGACGACCUGCCGGCCGUGUUCGUCCGGGAGCCCAACUAUGAUAUCUAUCGCGAAGACAUCACAUUUGUCGACCCGUUGAACACUUUCCAUGGGAUUGACAACUACAAGACAAUCUUCUGGGCUCUCAGAUUCCACGGACGCUUGCUAUUCAGUGAAAUUGGGCUAGACAUAUCGCGUAUUUGGCAACUGACAGAGAACUCGAUUGUUGUUCGGUGGGAACUGUGGGGCACCCCGCGUGUUCCGUGGGAAUCAUAUGGCUGCUUCAGUGGCACAUCGAGGUACAAAGUCGACAGGAAUGGGAAAAUUUACGAGCAUAAAGUCGACAACCUGGCAUUGGACUUCCCCCGUCCGGUGGCCAAAGUGGGCAGCAUUGCUGACUUAGUAGUUGCUGCAUACCCGCCGAGUCCAAAUUUGACUUUUUGGGACGUGGUUCGUACAGGCGAUGGUUGCUCAUGGACAAAGCUUUAUCAAGCGGUGCUGGAGACUGUAGAGCGGGAAGGCGACAUUCCAUCAGGCAUUGUCAUUGAAGGUUUACUCACUUGUUCAUAGGAUGAAAUAAGCUUCAAGACUAGUUGCUUGUUAGUGAGUUUUCCUAGGCAAAAUGUAUAGAAGGGUACAUAAAGAACGUCUUAGAACAAAUUUAGGCCAAAUACAUCAUAGAUGACUAUAUCUCACCUUCCUUGUUGUGUAUUCUAGGAUAUUACUGCCACUUGUUUAUGUCUUGUGGGAUACAAAUACAAAAGUUUUGGCAAAUCUUCCUCCCUGAAUUAUAUUUUAGAAAA